GAGCAGGAAGAAGGGGGCGGAGCAAAGUGUGGCUGCGUGGUCGGAGAGCGGAGCUGACGGAGCUGCUUUUUCAUUGAUGAAAAGACGUGAAUUUAGAGGAGAAACAAACUAAAGCAUCGAUCCAACAUCUCUACCAACGUUCGUAUCGAUACUUGGAUCGAUCACCCACCCUGAUCUCCUGGAUGUGACCUGAGAACAGCGCUAAUCUGUCUGUGGGCUCAGCUACAGGAGGAGAGUCUGACGGAGCAGCAGAGGAACAUUUUCAGCCUCUACAGAGGAAACAAUGAGUUCAACACAACAGGACCAACAUGGACCAAGAAGUCAGUGCUCUCAGGAGGCUGACAAACCUCACAGACCGAAGGGAGUAAAAAAAUACUCCUGUGAUCUGUGUGGGGAGGAUUUUACUAUUAAAAGUAAAUUGAAAUAUCAUCAAGUCAUCCACACUGGAGAGAGACCGUUCAUCUGUGACGUGUGUGGAAAGUCUUUUAGACAUGCUGGAAACUUAAAAAUACACCAGCGCAUCCACAGUGGAGAGAAACCGUACCGCUGUGAUCAGUGUGGCAGAACUUUUACUCAGAAUAAAGGUUUAAAGAGUCAUCAAAUUACCCACUCUGGGAUUAAGGCAUACAGCUGUGACUAUUGUGGAAAAGCCUUCAGCCGCAUGGAGAGCAGAAAUGCACACCUCCGCAUUCACACUUUACAUGACGUGUACUGCUGUGGUCAGUGUGGCAAAAAGUUUGCAACAGAUUACCAGAGACAACAGCACAUGUUUACCCACACUGAGGAGACACCUUAUCACUGUGACCUGUGUGAUAAGACUUUUAAAGCUCCACGUUACCUGAAAGCACACCAACAGAUCCACAGCAGAAAGAGACUCUACAAGCUCUGUUACUGUGAGAAGCAGAGCCACACAGAUGGAUCCAGUUCUCAGUCCUGUCUUCUCUGUGGUGGUGGGAAAGCGUUUCGCUGUGACUUUUGUGGAAAAACCUUCAAUCGUCAACACAACUUAAAAAUACAUCAGCGUAGACACACUGGACACAAACUGAACUACUGCAAAGAAUGUGGGAGAAGCUUCACCACAACAAGGGAAUUAAAACGACAUGAACUUACUCACAGUGGGGUUAAAAAGCACCUCUGUGAUCAGUGUGGGUCAUCCUUCUUCACUUCAACUCAGCUUAAAGUGCAUAAACGAGUCCACACAGGGGAGAAACCAUACAAGUGCAGAUACUGUGACAGAAGCUUCUCACAAACAGGUAGUCGUAACCUUCAUGAACGUACACACAUUGAAGGGAACUUCAGCUGUGACCAGUGUGAUAAGAGCUUCAAGAAUCUCAGUUCAUACUCCCAACACAAACGAUCCCACGCUGCACAGAAACUGUUUCACUGUUACCAAUGUCCAAAAACAUUCACUUCAUUAUCUGCUCUGUCCAAACAUCAGCGUGAUCAUGCAGGGCGGAAAUCAUUCCCAUCAUUGGAUCACAAUGAAUCUGCAGACACACAAAGAUCCUCUUCUGGUUGCACAGUCAAACUUGAAAACCUUGAGAUCCAGAUCCACUGAAUUUAUCCGCUUUAUUUAAUCAGACAAAGAAGUCGUUCUUAUUUCCAGGGGCGGCCUGCAGAAGUCAAAGCCUCUUGAGGAACUGGGGGUGAGGUAGCAAAGAAGUGCUGACAGGUAAAAACAGCAGCACAUCAGAAACAUCUCAGGAGCUUUUUAAAGUUUGCAGAUGAUCUGUUGUUGUUGGUCAGCUCCAGGACAGUGAGAGCAGCCAUGGCCCAGUCCUCUUUUCUUAAUGCUGUUUAAUGCUUUGUCUGUUACUGCCUUUGCUUUAGUGUGGCAGGCAGUGGCUGAUGUCUCUGUCAGUAAGAAGGCUGCAACACUGACACUGAUGAAGAUGAUGAAGAGCGCCUUGGACCUGUUUGAUUUUUGAGACCAUAAACACAGAUUUUUAUUUCCCAGCAGCCGGAUGAACAAACGAGUGUUUGUCUUCCAUCAUGUAGGGUGGAUUUGUUCUUCUUUUUCCUUCACUGUGUUUGAUUCUGUUUCUGGGAUGUUUGGAAAGGUUUUCAUUUUCACAUGGAUGAGCUGCUGAAUGCAAACCAAAUGUACCUGCAGGAGCAAAUAAACUCACCUGAACCUGAA
Messenger RNA from Archocentrus centrarchus (flier cichlid), 2140 nucleotides. RefSeq names its product zinc finger protein 271-like. Gene Ontology annotation, biological process: regulation of DNA-templated transcription. Gene Ontology annotation, molecular function: RNA polymerase II cis-regulatory region sequence-specific DNA binding; DNA-binding transcription factor activity, RNA polymerase II-specific. The transcript has 4 exons. The record is from RefSeq and is a predicted model, not a curated record. NCBI's taxonomy places the organism in Eukaryota, Metazoa, Chordata, Actinopteri, Cichliformes, Cichlidae. The coding region runs from base 284 to 1558 and encodes 424 amino acids.